Molecule: messenger RNA, 468 nt
Organism: Cladophialophora yegresii CBS 114405
Lineage: Eukaryota; Fungi; Ascomycota; Eurotiomycetes; Chaetothyriales; Herpotrichiellaceae
Exons: 1
Coding region: 1-468 (155 amino acids)
Source: RefSeq, a predicted model, not a curated record
AUGUUCCACGAAAAUUUCGGCCUCGAACGCGGAAAACUACAGCCUCCCAGUAUUGACGGCCCCGGAGUUACCAGAGGACCAAAAGGUGAAUAUAUAUUUAGCCACAUACGAAGAUGGGUUGUCGUCAGACAACGAAAAGGCUAUAGCAUGUGUGUGCCCAUCAACUCUUAUCGACAACAAGGCGUUUCGGGGAGGAGAGUCGGCAAUGACGGGGCCCAAGCGCAUGCGAUCGUCUACUCAAGCCGUUGGAAGGAUCCACCUGCAGCCUUGCCUGGAGAGCCCCGGUUCAAGAAGAAGCCCAUCGCCGUCGACCUCAUGAACAACCAGGAGCUGAGCAAUACGAGCCGAAUCCAUUUCGGAAAAAUUCACAGCAUCGAACACAACAUCAAAGUGAUGAAUAUUGGUUAUGUUGCCCAACGUUCGAUGGCUGACUUUCAAACAUACUGGAAAGAAGAGUUUGCUCGUUAG